Messenger RNA from Rubroshorea leprosula, 2340 nucleotides. Lineage: Eukaryota; Viridiplantae; Streptophyta; Magnoliopsida; Malvales; Dipterocarpaceae. The record is from the annotation of a GenBank genome assembly.
CCCCCUAUAUGCAAAAAUUAAGAUGUCUUCAGAAGAGGCCAGGAGUGUAGUGGGGAGUGAAGUGAUGCCCUUGGAAUAUGGUGGCAUGGAUUCGGAGACCAGUCCGUCUCCAACUAGUUCGGAGAGGACAGUGGAGGAAAGGAGGGAUCAAAGUGUGGUAGAAGAGGUAGAAGAGGUAGAAGAGGAAGAAGAUGAGAUUCCCUCCAACAUUUUGGAGGCGGGGAAUAGGGUAGAUGGGUGUUACGACCCAGAUUUAGAUAUGGUAUGUGAGGUGAGGGGGUAUGUGAGCGAGUUAGGUAGCAGAGAAAGUCUUAGGGGCCUAGUGGACAACUGCAACCUCCCUCACCAUGUCCUAAUUAGGCCUGCCGGGGUGAAUGAGAGGGCAUGCUCAGCACCCCGAGACCAUUGGAUGCCCCUAUAUGUCCAUUAUCUGAUAGCAGGUCUUAGGUUUCCCAUUCCAGAAUUACUGGUUGGGCUAUUGUUAGAUUACAGCAUAGGAAUAACCCAAUUAACCCUAAAUGUCAUAAGGGCUGGGGGUAGGGGAGAGAAGGGGUGGUACUACUUCGGUCGUCGGUCGUCCAGCAAGGAUAAUAGGAAUUUAUUCACUGCUGGACCGUCAUCCAUCAAAGGAUGGAAAGAAAAAUUCUUCUUUGUGGAUGACACCGAGUGGAGCAUGAGGGAUGCCGAGGUGGAGCAGUUGUCUGCUUGGAAAGCUAAGAAAACCAAGCAGAACAACUAUAAAUUAAAUGAGGGUGAGGUGGAGGAGGUGGAGAAGCUGGAGAAGCUGGUGAGGGAGGAAGGAGAUGUGGUGGACAUCUUGUACCUCACCAGUCCGCAGGCAAUAGAGGCUGCUGAGCUCUAUGGGCCAAGCUCAUUGAGUGAAGCUGAGAUGGAAGAGUUUACAAAUGCUGCUGGGGGGCUGCGCAUCCCGAAGAAGCCAAGGAAGAAGUCAAGGACUUCAACUGCGGCGAACAAAGGGGCGGUAAAGAGAGAGCGCCUGCCCAGCACUUCUGCUCGAGUGUUGGAGAUACAGCCAAGACCAGAAGUUGUGAUGGGGGGGAGUGAGGAUGUGAGCGAGGAAGUGGCACCGCUCCAAAGGAAGAAGAGGAAGGUGUCACAACCAGAAGCCAGGGGGGAUGAGGUGGUGGAGUUCGUGCCUCGGCCUUCUCCUCCAGAAACUGAUCCUGAAGUCCGGGAUAGGGAAGAGGUCGAGGUGCGAAGCCUUGGUGGGGGCAGGGAGCGUACCCCUCCUCACACGUACCAGAAGAGUUUGUUUAAGGCAACAAACACGACUGGGGCGAAGCACUUCCUCAACUCAUCUCUUCCUGAGGUGGAUAGGAGGCAGGGGAAGGACGAGGUGGUGAGCCAUGUGGGGUAUACCGUUGUGAGGCAUGCCCUGGAGUGUGCAAGCUGGACAAACGCUCUUGUGCAGGAGUAUGCAGAGAGUGUGAGAGAUCGUGCCAGCUUGCUGAGGCAGUGCGAACAGCUGCAGAAGGAGAAGGAUGAGCUGCAGAAGGGAAAGGGGGAAUGGGAGAAGGAGAAGAAGGAGAUGCAGAGGAGGCUGGAUGAAGUUCUCCCUUCAGUGACCGAGCUCCAGAACGAGAAUGAUGUCCUGAGCACGAAGCUUGUCCUCGAAAAACGUAAGAGAAAGAUCUGUGAGGAGAAGCUCGAGGCUGAGGACAAAUAUAUUGACAACAUGAGGAAAGGAGCAACGGAGCUGAAGAAGAACGUGAACCUGCUAGUUCACAACGGGAUGGAGGAGCACAUAGGCAACUUCCUCAACUCCAGCACCUUCGAGGACAUCCUCAAACUCUACCGGCUGCUAACCGCAAUUGUGGCCUUCACCGACUGUAGAAAGAAGGUGAAGGCCCAGUACUCAGAGGUGGACGUGACAACAGUCACCUUUGGGGAACAAGAAGAAGGGGUGGAGGAAGAUGGGGAGAGCCUCUAUGCUGACUUCCGACCUCAGAUUACGCUGAGGUGGGAGCGUGAUGCAAAGGGGCUCACUAUUUUUCCUCCAACCUUCGAGGCUGAGUUGGUGGCAGUGGGGGGAGAAGAAGAAGAAGAAGAAGAAGGAGUGCAGGGCGCUGGAGCUGAGGAUCAGGCAGCAAUGGCCGAAGUGCAGCCUCCCGAGGUGUAGCAACUGGCCCCUCCUGAAGUAGAAGUGCCACCCCUGCCCUCUGGAGACCAGCCACCCCCACCUCCUCUUCCUGCCGAGGAGCAGCCUCCUCCUCAGCAGAUUAGCUUAGGAGUUUUUUUUUUUUUGUAUUUUUAGUUAUAUUGGUAUAUAUAAUUUUUUGUACUUGAUUGGUUAUUAAGUUAUAAAAUUUUUGAAGUUAU